This is a messenger RNA of Carassius auratus (goldfish), 1670 nucleotides long. RefSeq lists its product as uncharacterized. The transcript is spliced from 8 exons. Bases 95 to 1309 code for a protein of 404 amino acids. Gene Ontology annotation, molecular function: protein binding. The record is from RefSeq and is a predicted model, not a curated record. NCBI's taxonomy places the organism in Eukaryota, Metazoa, Chordata, Actinopteri, Cypriniformes, Cyprinidae.
GCAGUAGUGCCCACCCAUAAUCUAGUGCAGUAUAUAAACUUUAUUCUAUAUAGUUGACUUGCAUAACGCAUAGAGAUCUGCUCUUUGUGAAAAGAUGCUUUCCUUAUGUGUUCAAGUGUUUGCCGUGCUGGUUGUCUGUACAGCCGUCACUGCGAACAGAGAUAUUUCAUAUAUGUUCAGAGCUUGGAAUAUGGUUGACCAGCCUUUGCAGGAGCAACUUGCUGUUGUGUAUAAGGAGAUGGACAGCUUGAAACAUGAACAAGUAGUAAUGAAACAAAAGCAAGAAGCCUUGAGCAAGGCAUUAACACACUGUUCACAAAAGCCUAUUGAUACAGACGUGGAGAUGAAUUUGACAUCACUGCAAACAGGCAGCAGCCAUUUGCUGUAUACCCUCACCCAGGAUGGAGAUGAAGGCUCUGGUGAGGAUGAGAGUGAUAAGUCCCCUGACCCCUGCUAUCACUAUACCAUGCUGGACCAUGCCUGGAGAGCCACAAACUACACCACCAAGAAUGUUGUUUGUGAUCGUCAUGUCCAGUGGAAGGGCUGGUACCGUCUCUUCUACCGUGGGAAACCCAUCCAGAUGCCUGAGAGGUGUGUGAGGAAAGAAAGGUGUGGCACGCACGUUCCACUAUGGCUCGUUGGCGGUCAUCCCCGGAGACGAGAUGGGGUGGUCACCCGCAAAUUGUGUGGAAACUGGAAAAACAACUGCUGUUUGUUCAAAUCUCCUCCCAUUCAAGUGAAAGCAUGUAGGGGAAACUACUACGUCUAUAAGUUUGUCAAACCCGUAGCUUGCCAUUUGGCAUACUGUGCAGAUAUUAACACACUUGUCUGUGGAAAGUGCAGAAAAUCUGAGUCUUGCAUCAGCAGAGACCAAAUCACCUGGAUGUGUAGGAAAAACAAAAGAGUGAAAGCAAACGUCCAUUUUUUUGUCACCUACCCGGCCAGCAUCUCAGGAAAAGUGAACAGGAUAAUGUACAGGAAGGUGUAUGUGAAUCAAGGAGGGGCUUUCAGCACUCGCACCGGGAUAUUCAGAGCACCGGUUUCUGGAGUCUAUCAGUUCUUCUACUCCUCACAGACUGGGGGCAGUGGGGCAACUGAUCUAUGGCUGGUUGUAAAUAAUUACUGGGUGGCUGUGUCCCAUAGCAAUGUUCAGGGCUCCAGCUCUUUUGGGAAUCUGUCUACCUACAUGACGACUCUGCGCAAGGGUGCUACGGUUUAUGUGACCCACAACCGUGGCCGCUCUUGGGCAAAUAAUGCAUCCAACACCAUAGUUUUUGGGGGUUCAUUGCUUAUGGUGAGAAAAAUCUAAGGGAAUGUAAGUGUCAGCUGAAGCAAAAUUGGGAACAUUUAUAGUUUAAUUAGAGGCCAAUUUAAUAGUACCAAUUAGUUGGUUUGACAUACAUAAAAUGUACAAUGUUAAUGUUAAAACAUGUUCUGCUAGUUCUGUUUAUAUAAUGCUUUAACUAUUUUUAAACAUGUGUCUUGCUAAGAAAUUUAUUCCAAAUGCAAAUAUAUAUAUAAUACACAUAAUAUUUAUGAAUUCUACAAUAAUAAUAGUGUAAAAGAAAACAACAUUUGUUCUCUUGCUGAAAGAAUCCCUUGCUGAAAGAUAUAUUUCAAAUUAAAAUACUGCUUUUGUUCCUAUAAAAAUGCCAUGAAAUAUUGUGUCU